UCGGAUGCAUGGUGAAUGGCGCUGGGUUGGCAAUGGCUACAAGGAUAUCAUAAAAAGUUACAUGGAGGAACACCUGCCAAUUUUCUAGAUGUAGGUGGGAACGCUUCUGAAGGACAGGUUGUUGAGGCUUUCAAGAUCUUGACAUCUGAUGACAAGGUUGCAUUAAAGGUGCCCGUUGUGGUUCGUCUUGAAGGCACAAAUGUUGAUCAAGGAAAGAGGAUUCCUAAGGAAAGCGGGAUGACGUUGAUUACAGCUGAGGAUUUGGAUGAUGCAGCCGAGAAAGCGGUUAAAGCACUUAAAUCAGCUUAAGACGGAGUAUGUCUCUUGCCCUUCUUGUGGUAGAACUCUGUUUGAUCUUUAAGUGAAGUGCAGAAAUUAGAGAAAAAACAUCGCAUUUGCCUGGUGUUUCUGUAAUCACUAAGUUCCUUGUAAUAUACUUGACUUUGUAAUACAUCUCGCUUACUUUUGUCCUUUUAUGACAGAUUGCAAUCAUGGGUUGCAUAGUAAAUGGACCAGGGGAGAUGGCUGAUGCAAAUUUUGGAUAUGUCGGUGGUGCUCCUUGAAAGAUUGAUCUUUAUGUUGGAAAGACGGUGGUACAAAGAGGAAUUGCAAUGGAGAAUGCAACGGAUGCAUUGAUUCAACUGAUCAAAGAUAACGGACGUUGGGUGGAUCCUCCUGCGGAGGACGUUGAUUCAAGAACAUUUAAGGUCAUUGUAUUAAAUAAAAAGGUGAUGAUACUAGAAAGUGUUGUUAUAUUGUUAUGACAUAGUGUAGGUGUCAAGUAUAUUAAUGUUUUAUCAUGUAGAGAUUGAGUAUGGGAUCUAAAAACCUUUUUAAUACAGCCACCAUACUAAUUCA
Messenger RNA from Helianthus annuus (common sunflower), 858 nucleotides. Its product is annotated as succinate--CoA ligase [ADP-forming] subunit beta, mitochondrial-like. The record is from RefSeq and is a predicted model, not a curated record. The coding region runs from base 16 to 309 and encodes 97 amino acids. The transcript has 6 exons. Gene Ontology annotation, biological process: tricarboxylic acid cycle; succinyl-CoA metabolic process. Lineage: Eukaryota; Viridiplantae; Streptophyta; Magnoliopsida; Asterales; Asteraceae. Gene Ontology annotation, cellular component: succinate-CoA ligase complex; mitochondrion. Gene Ontology annotation, molecular function: succinate-CoA ligase (ADP-forming) activity.